CGCGCACUUAGCAUCUGCGAUAUACAAGAGAAAUUCCGUCCUGUGGUUUGGGAAUAUGCUUCCAUUAACCAAAUAUGGGAUCUCAAGGUUAUUUUUUACUUUGAUUUAUUAAUUAAUUUUAAUCAACAGUAUAUCAACAACCCAAAAACUCCUCCGUUUCGCAUCCAUCCUCUCGAUCCCAAUCUACGCCACCACGCAGAACUCGGCUCGUCUGGGCCCGACAUGUCCUGA
Lachnellula hyalina is the source of this 231-nucleotide messenger RNA. RefSeq lists its product as uncharacterized. The transcript has 2 exons. The record is from RefSeq and is a predicted model, not a curated record. The annotation marks the transcript as partial. Lineage: Eukaryota; Fungi; Ascomycota; Leotiomycetes; Helotiales; Lachnaceae.